GUCUUCUCUGAGAGGAACCCCUGCGAUAUCCCGUGGGGUAAGGCCGGUGCUCAUUAUGUCUGCGAGUCCACUGGUGUCUUCACUACUGGUGAGAAGGCCUCUGGCCAUAUUCAGGGUGGUGCUAAAAAGGUUGUCAUCUCCGCUCCCCCUAAGGAUGACACUCCCAUGUUCGUGAUGGGUGUGAACAACAAGGAGUAUACUUCCGAUCUCAAGGUUGUGUCCAACGCCUCGUGCACUACUAACUGCUUGGCCCCUCUUGCUAAGAUCAUGAACGACAACUUUGGUAUUGUCGAGGGUCUCAUGUCCACCAUUCACGCCACUACUUCCACUCAAUUGACCGUCGAUGGUCCUUCUAAGGGUGGUAAGGACUGGAGAGGAGGCCGUUGCGCUGCUGCCAACGUCAUUCCUUCCUCCACCGGUGCCGCCAAGGCCGUCGGUAAGGUCAUCCCCUCUCUCAACGGUAAGUUGACUGGUAUGUCCUUCCGUGUCCCUACCCUGAUGUUUCUGUUGUCGAUCUUACCUGCCGUCUCGAGAAGGCUGCCACCUACGACGAGAUCGUUGCCGCCGUCAAGAAGGCCUGUGAGGGUGACAUGA
Perkinsus marinus ATCC 50983 is the source of this 594-nucleotide messenger RNA. Its product is annotated as glyceraldehyde-3-phosphate dehydrogenase, putative. NCBI's taxonomy places the organism in Eukaryota, Perkinsozoa, Perkinsida, Perkinsidae. The record is from RefSeq and is a predicted model, not a curated record. The annotation marks the transcript as partial. Gene Ontology annotation, molecular function: oxidoreductase activity, acting on the aldehyde or oxo group of donors, NAD or NADP as acceptor; NAD binding. The transcript has a single exon.